UUACAAUAUUAUGGCCACAAAUCAUAAUAAUGUCAAACAUAUUGAUAAUGAUAAUAAUGACGAGAAAACAAUAGACAGGGAACUGGAGUUCAAAAAUCGUAUUAAGUAUAAGGAGUAUCGGUUUAAGUUAGUUAUUGUCGGCACGUUUGGCGUCGGAAAGACCAGUCUUAUGAUACAACACUUUGACCGACAGUUCACCGCAGACCCGAAGACAACAGUCGGUGUCGACUUUCGGCAGAGAAAGUUUCAUUUGAACAGCGCUUCGGUGAUACUCGAAGUCUGGGACACUGCCGGUGAGGAAAAGUACUCAAAUAUUGUGCAAAUAUAUUAUCGCGGCGCUCACGCAGUGGUAGCCGUCUAUGACAUUAGAAAACGAUCGACAUAUACCCGUGCCUUACAAUACAUAAAAGAGAUCAAUAAUCAGGCCGUACCUCCAUUGGUGAUCGUAUUGGUCGGAAACAAACAGGACCUGUCCAGUGAACGUGAGGUAGACUACGAAAGUACAUUGAAGUACGCGUCGGCCCGUAAUCUAAUAUUUAUGGAAACUUCGGCAAAAUGUAACUCCAAUGUCGACCAACUGUUUGAAUCAGUAGCCGAACGGUUGGUCGAGGAGUGUGUCCGACGAAAAUAUGAGAGCGAUCUGAGAAAGAAACUACAGUUAGAAAGUCAUAGUAUUCGGCAAUCGUCGACACCAGCUAUCGAUCGUAGAAACAGUUGCUGUUCGACCUCAUGAUCUCGAUUACAACACAUAAACUACUGGUGCUAUUAGUUAUCAAUUUGUUUUUGUUUUAUUUAGUUUAGUAAAUAAAUGUUUCAGUUCAUCAAAACAAGUAAUCUAAUAGUUAAACAUCAAAUUAAGCAUUUGGGACACAAAUAUUGUGUUUAUGUGUGAGUCUAUGUGUUUGAAUGAUUGCAUAUCUGGUUAAAAAAAACAAAUCUGAUCAGAUAAUUAGGCAAAUGUUGGUUAGGAAGUGCUACCUGUGCGCACAUUUGACACCUUAACCAUAGCCUAUGUGUACCGGUAUCUGUGUUUAUAGUACUGUAUAUUUAUCUGUAAAUGUUUAUAAUGACUAUU
Oppia nitens is the source of this 1075-nucleotide messenger RNA. RefSeq names its product ras-related protein Rab-5A-like. The record is from RefSeq and is a predicted model, not a curated record. The coding region runs from base 11 to 733 and encodes 240 amino acids. Lineage: Eukaryota; Metazoa; Arthropoda; Arachnida; Sarcoptiformes; Oppiidae. The transcript has 2 exons. Gene Ontology annotation, molecular function: GTP binding; GTPase activity.